Molecule: messenger RNA, 4506 nt
Organism: Eimeria maxima
Lineage: Eukaryota; Apicomplexa; Conoidasida; Eucoccidiorida; Eimeriidae
Exons: 6
Coding region: 1-4506 (1501 amino acids)
Source: RefSeq, a predicted model, not a curated record
AUGCAACGGGAAGAUCUCCCCGACAGGGAAAAGAUAUUAAGGAGAGGGAACAUGCAUGCAGAUCGUGUAGAGGCGGAAGCAGCAGAGGAAGCAGCAGCAUUUCAGCGUCGGCAGCAGCAGCUGCUGCAGCAGCAGCAGCAGCGGCAAAAAUUUAAUUCAGCCUUAGCCAAGCGCCUAUUUACAGUAUUUAGUGCAGAUGCUACUUGUCCAGGGGGACCAGCAGCAGCAGCAGAUGGGUAUGGGGGCAGCACGAGUGCUGCUGCGGGUUCUGCUGCUGCAGCAGAUGCUGCAGCACCUGAAGUAGAUGCUGCUGCAGAGGCAGCAGCAGCAGCAGCAAUCACAGCAGCAAACACCUGUCUACAAUCUCGUGCUGCUUUAGGGGCUUUAUGGCAUAAACAUCAUUUUCCCCGUUUGUCUGCGCUGCAGAGGCAGCUGCGGCAUGCACGUCGUGAAGCAGCAGCAGCAGCAGCAGCAGCAGCAGCAGGAGUAGCAGCAGGCGUCCCUGUGCAGGGACCUACAUCAUCUGCGCGUGUAUCAACAGGAUCUACAUCAGCGGUAUCAUAUUGUGCUGCUGCAACUAGAUCAACUCCAUCAACAGCAGCAGCAACUGCAGCAGCAACAGCAGCAGCAGCUGCAGCAGCAGCAGCAGCAGACAGCAUGCAGCUGCAGCAGACACUACGACUGUCUCUUAAAUAUCUUAACUGUCUCUAUUUGUCUCUUUAUGGCGAAUUUAUUUUUAGAUCAUCGCAGCAAGCAUUAAAGGAGGCCAAGCAGCUACGAGCAGCAGGUUAUUAUGGAUCUGCAGCACCUGCUGUUGGUGCUGCUGCUGCUGCUGCUGCUGCUGUUGCUGCUUCUGCAGCAGCAGCAUCACAGCAACCCGCACAGUCCUCCCCAGAUACACAAGAAGACGCAACAUCAGAGCAUCCAGAUGUAGCUGCAUCAGCAGCAGCUGCUGCUGCUGUUGCAGCUGCUUGUGCUGCUCGAGCUGGAGAUGCUGCAUCAGCAGCACCAACAGCAGCAGCAGCAGCAGGCAGUGUAUGGGAUCAAAGUUAUCUUAGCAGACCUUUCAGGCUACAGGUGAGCAGCAGCAGCAGCAGCAGCAGCAGCAGCAGCAGGAGCAGCAGCAGCAGCAGUAGUAGUAGCAGUAGUGGUAGUAGUAGCAAUAGUAGUAGCAAUAGUAGUAGUAGCAGCAGCAACAAUGCUGCAUGCAGCGGGCAGCUGCAUGCAACUUAUUUUAGGAUGUGGGGUGUGCUGCACCGUCAGCUGCAGCAGCAAGUGCAGCAGCACCUGCAGCAGCUGCAGCAGGUGCAGCAGAUGCAACAGCUGCCUCUAUGGAGGAGAGAGCUGACACCAGAGGUUGCUGCCAGCUAUACCGUGCUCGAUGCUGCUGCUGCAGCCUUUGCUGCAGCAGCUAUCUACUGGAUCUUGCGUUCCGCCGUCAGCCCGUUUGCUGCAGGCAGCCAAGACGAGGUGACUCUCCUGCUGCAGCGGCUGAGCUCUGUAGAGAUUGGACCUCCUGCACCGCAGCAGCAGCAGCAACAGCAGCAACAACAGUCGCCGCAUCAGAAGCAACUACUGGCUACCAUUAUGAGGCGGUCGAGCGGGGUCCAACAGAAGCGGCAGCUGCAGCAGCAACAGCAGCAGCUGCUGCAGCAGCAGCAUUUGCAGAUGCAGCAGUGGAGUGUGCUGCUGCGGGAGUUCUCUCGUCUUCAGCUGUCUGUACACCUCUCUGUUGAUGUUGACGAUCUUCCUGCUGCUGCUGCUGCUUUUAAGGCAGAUUUUGCUGCGCUGCUUGGCAGGAGAGCAGUGCUACCAGUUGAGGCCCCCUUGCUGCUGCUGCUGCUGCUUGCUGCUGCUACUGGCUACCUCAAGGCAUCAGACGCAGUAGUAAAGCUGCAGCGCUCAACAGAAGCUGUGCUGCACUCCGUCCGGAGGCUGCGGCAGCAGCAGCGGGAAGAGCAGGAGCAGCAGGAGCAAAGUAGACAGCAGCACCAAAGGAAGCAGGUUCAGCAGCUGCAGCAGAUCAGGAAUCAUGCGAAACUGUGGGAGCUGCAACAGCAGCAGCAGCAGCAGCAGCGUGACCUCCUAAAAGAGCAGCAGCAACAAAGUGCUGCAGCAAAUGAACAGUGGGAUAAUCUCACUUGUGAGCUUUAUGAUCGCGUCACUGACAGCUUGCUGCAGAUGGUGCAGCAGCAGCAGCAACAAGAGGAGGAGCAGCAGCGGAAGCAGCAGCUGCAGCCAGAGCUGGUGCGGUUGCGCGAGCUGCAGCACGGGACACCCCAAAUGCAGGCAGCAUUAGAGCUCUGCUGCAGCAUCGCUGCAGCAUUAGCAGUAGCAGCACGCAACGCGCUUCUGCCCUUAAAGGCCGCAGCAGAAGCAGCAGGUCCUGCUGCUGAUGUGUCUUGUAGUUCCGAUGACAUUGAAUCGCCAAUCUGUGACAGCAGCAGCAGCAGCAGCAGCAGCAGCAGGAAGAGUGUGUGGGGUCGGUGGCUAAGUGGAGACACCGAGCCUGCAGCCAUUGCCUCUAUCUCCGCGUUGCUGUCUCCUCUCCAUCUCUUCUUAUUGCUGCUAGAGUCCUUUCCCCGCUUGCAGCGCGUCAAGAGCAACUGUAUAUCUGAGCUGCGAGCAGAGGUUGCUGCUUUGAUGCCGCUUCUGCUGGACUGCCGCGUCGUGUUUACUGCUGCAGCUGCUGUCGAGCAGCAGCAGCAGGAAGAGGAGGGGGAAGACGAGGAACCUGCAGAGAACCAGCAGCAGCAGCCGCUAAACCGCCGCCGCCGCCGCCGCUGGCGGCAGCAACAACGGCAAAAGAAGGAACAGCAGCAGCAGCAGCAGCAACAGAGGCAGGAAGAAAUGAUGUGUAAAGACAGCGAAGAGCUAGCGCAGCUGCAGGCAGCACUACAGGUGUCUCUACCGGAGGAUUGUCUCCUUACGGGUCUCCUCAAGCUGCCGUUGGCUUUCCCGCGGAAAUCUUUGCUGCUGGUGCAGCAGGAGGAGCAGCAGCAGGAGCAGCAGGAGCAGGAACAGAAGGACGAAGAUCAUAAGAGAACGGAGGGGCAUAUGUAUGGUGCUCCGUUAGCAGCAGCAGGAGAAGGCUUAUCGCAUCCCGGUUGUCCUUCAGCAAGUGACGAUGCAGCAGCAGCAGCAGCAGCAGCAGGAGCAGCAGGAGCAGCCGAUACAGAAGAUGUGGAUGAUCUGCUGCUGCUGAAGGCUCCUCUUCGUGUAUGCAAUGCGCAUAGUGCCCCUGAUGGUGUACAUCAUGGUUCCCUUCAAGCAGCAAGCUCGAGCUGGGCUGCUGCUCCUCCUCCUCCUCCUGCUGCUCCUUCUGCUGCUGCUGGUGUUGCAUCUUCUGCUCCAUGUGAUGUGCAGCAGCAGAUACAGUCAGCAGAAGAGGAGGACGACAGCGGAGGAGACUCCCAAGAGGAGACAAUAAAAGCAUCUGCAGCAGUAACUAAGCUGCGCAUAAGUCUUGGUGGCGUCGUUGCAGGUACAGCAGCAGGAGCAGCAGCUGGAGGAGAUGUGUGGUCAUCGCCUUCGUUUGCUGCAGCUCGAGCUGCACGUUUGUUGGUAUGUUUAUUGGAGUCUAACGAGUUGCGUGCUGCGCUGGAACAGGAGCUGGUGCUGCAGCAACAGCAGCAGCAGCAGCAGCAGGAAGCAGCAGAAGCUGCUCGUUUAGAGGAGGCCAUAGAAGCUGCAGAGGACCAGCAAGGGCUGGGGGGGUCAGAGGAAGUGCGAAAUAUGUAUUUAGCAGUUGAGGCAGCAGAGGUGCAGCGAAUGAAGGAGCAGCAGCAGCAGCUGCUGCAGCAGCGGCGGAGGCAGCGGGUAGAGGAUCUAGAUGAUGAGGAGGUAGAAGAGCAGGAAGAGGUAGAGGGAGUAGAGGAAGAAGAGCUGCAGGUGCCACAGCAGCAGCAGCAGCAUUUGCAGCAGCUGCAAUCGGAUGUGGAGUAUCCUGAGUUGGCCCACGCUACACAUUUUUCUCAGAGGCAUAGGUUUUCGCAGCAGCAGCAGCAGCAGCAGCAGUUGCUGCUGCAGCAACAGCAGCAGCAGCAACUGCAGCAAUUACGUGGUGUGUAUCCAUUACGAGGUUUUGCAUAUAGUGCCAGUAGAGGAGCUAGCAGCAAUCGUGGUGGUCGUGGUGGUGGUCAAUGGAGGCAACGUAAAGGGGGUUGUGGGGUAUAUAACAGUAGGGAUCGUGGGAUCGGUGGGAUCGAUGGGAUCGAUGAUGUGGGAUCGGAAGAGAUAGAGGAAGCAGCACUAUCUUGGGGAUCGCAUCCUCGUGCCCCUGAGGGAGAAGGGGAGCAUUUAGUAGUAGUAGAUGGUAGUAAUGUAGCAAUGAAGCAUGGAGAUACAUUACCUCGUGACCGUAACAGCAGCAGCAGCAGCAACAGCAGCGGUAAGACAUUCUCUACACAGGGUAUACUAGCUGUGCUGCAGUACUAUCAAGAGAGGGGUUAUAAGUAUGCAUUGAUGCGUGGUGGCUGUAUAAUAACGGAUGAUAUGUAUCAAUAA